CUGCUCCUACUUACGUUACUGAAAGCUGAGACCGCCGGAGAGACUGCGCUGAAGCAGUAAGUAGAUAGCGGAGAGGCGGAGGAAGAAGCAAACUUAACUGAUCGACCAGGGAGGGAGAGGGCGCUCGCUAGAGAGAGAGAGAGAGAGCAUGAAGCGAUUCUUCAAACCUGUGGAGAAGGACAGCUCCAGCAAGAAGCCCAACCUCUCUCAGGACCCCGAGGGCGUUGCUGCAGCUGCUGAGGCCACGGAGGAGGACAAGGAGAAGAGGGAGCCCUUGAAGUUCGUAACCUGGAACGCCAACAGCUUCCUCCUCCGGGCGAAGAACAACUGGCCCGAGUUCACCAAGUUCGUCUCCGACCUUGACCCUGAUGUCAUUGCCAUACAGGAAGUAAGGAUGCCAGCAGCUGGCUCAAAAGGCGCACCUAAAAACCCUGGAGAGUUGAAGGAUGAUACGAGCUCUUCCCGUGAGGAAAAACAGAUACUGAUGCGUGCUCUUUCAAGUCUACCAUUUGGAAAUUAUCGUGUCUGGUGGUCUCUUGGAGAUUCAAAAUAUGCCGGUACUGCAUUGCUUGUGAAGAAGUGUUGCCUUCCUCAAAGGGUCUCCUUUUCUCUCGAUGGAAAAGCUUCAAAGCAUGAGCCAGAUGGUCGUGUUAUUUUGGCUGAAUUCGAGACAUUUCGCUUAUUGAACACAUAUUCGCCGAAUAAUGGUUGGAAGGAAGAGGAGAACUCUUUCCAGAGGAGAAGGAAGUGGGAUAAAAGGUUAUUAGAGUUUGUUGUACAAUCUUCAGAUAAGCCCUUGAUCUGGUGUGGUGAUCUAAAUGUGAGCCAUGAGGAAAUUGACGUUAGCCACCCUGAAUUUUUUGCUGCUGCAAAACUCAAUGGGUAUGUUCCUCCAAACAAAGAGGAUUGUGGACAGCCUGGAUUUACACUAGCUGAAAGGAAACGCUUUGGUACCAUCCUGAAAGAAGGAAAGCUUGUAGACGCAUACAGAUAUUUGCACAAGGACAAGGAUAUGGAUCAUGGCUUCUCAUGGUCAGGAAACCCUGUAGGGAAGUAUAGAGGAAAGAGGAUGAGAAUCGACUAUUUCAUCGUUUCAGAGAAGCUGGUAAGCAGGAUCAUCUCAUGCGAGAUGCAUGGGAAGGGAAUCGAAUUGGAAGGCUUUUAUGGAAGCGACCACUGCCCAGUGUCUCUCGAACUCUCACCAGCUGACAGUUAGGCUUCUAAUUGAAUUAACAACUUCUUGAUCUCAUGAUGUUAAUUAAUAUCCUCAUUGAUGCAUUUUGGACCUUCACAAUGAGAUACUGUUGUAAUUAGCCGUAGUAGUUACCUAAGAUCAGAUGGACACCAGAGUUUGCAUGCAGAGAUUCAAUAUUUGCUUUGUGGAAAUUCGAAAAGCACGCAAAAAAAAAAAAAGCAUGGUUUUUUUCUGAACA
Punica granatum (pomegranate) is the source of this 1433-nucleotide messenger RNA. The record is from RefSeq and is a predicted model, not a curated record. Lineage: Eukaryota; Viridiplantae; Streptophyta; Magnoliopsida; Myrtales; Lythraceae.